Microsporum canis CBS 113480 is the source of this 765-nucleotide messenger RNA. RefSeq names its product DNA replication complex GINS protein PSF2. Gene Ontology annotation, cellular component: nucleus; GINS complex. Lineage: Eukaryota; Fungi; Ascomycota; Eurotiomycetes; Onygenales; Arthrodermataceae. The record is from RefSeq and is a predicted model, not a curated record. The coding region runs from base 1 to 765 and encodes 254 amino acids. Gene Ontology annotation, biological process: DNA replication; double-strand break repair via break-induced replication. The transcript has 3 exons.
AUGGAGAUGGUGACCGUUGUUCCUCGACAGCGUCUCGAGGGCCUUGAAUUGCUUGGAGGACCAACGGAGGCCAUGAUACCUCCACGGCGAUGCAUGUUGCCAUUCUGGCUUGCUAUACUACUCAAACGCCAACGCCGAGUUAAUAUAUUAGCUCCCUCGUGGCUUGCUUUGGAGUCACUCUCCUCAAUUCUCGAGUUAGAGACUAUAAAAACGGAGCAAUUCUGCCCUCCUCCAACCCUCCUGGCUCCGGCGCAGAAUGGAAACACGAAUUCUAGACAACACCGUGGCAGUGGAACCAAUAGAUCUCGAUACAAUAUGGACGGGAAGAGUUAUAUCCCAUCACCUCCGUUUUUACUGCAAAAUACUGUGGACGCCGAACAGAACGAACUUCUACAGUCACUGCCCUAUCACUGGUUUGAAUUUGCGACUAUGCUUCUCGAUGUAGCAAGUGACGACAUUCAAGAUUCCGACCAUGUGCGGCGUUGCGUACGUGAUAUUCGAGAGGUGCGGAUGUCGAAAAUGCGCCUGCUGAUGGAAGGGGUAGAUGCCACUGCUGUUGGUGGUGGAGAUGGCUUAUUAUUAACCGGAGUUGGAGCCAUGGAAAUUGGCGAAGCAAGAGGGUUUAUAUCUGGUGCAGCUGAAGCUUUGAGGCAAAUUGGUGCUUCAAAGGAAGAAACCUUGAGAGAGCAAGCAGAGGACGAAGGGGAGGAUAUUCAAUUUGGUGGAAGGAAUGAUUAUGAUGAUGAAAUGGACGUGGAGCUAUAA